Astyanax mexicanus (Mexican tetra) is the source of this 8141-nucleotide messenger RNA. RefSeq names its product regulatory factor X, 2 (influences HLA class II expression) (gene rfx2). Gene Ontology annotation, molecular function: DNA-binding transcription factor activity, RNA polymerase II-specific; RNA polymerase II cis-regulatory region sequence-specific DNA binding. The record is from RefSeq and is a predicted model, not a curated record. Gene Ontology annotation, biological process: regulation of transcription by RNA polymerase II. Gene Ontology annotation, cellular component: nucleus. Bases 159 to 2357 code for a protein of 732 amino acids. The transcript is spliced from 18 exons. NCBI's taxonomy places the organism in Eukaryota, Metazoa, Chordata, Actinopteri, Characiformes, Acestrorhamphidae.
CCUCGAGACCCCCGGCCAUAGCGCCAUAGUGACUGUAGUCGUGGAGACAGUUACUUACCAACGGCAGCAACACUCAGCAACAGGAGCCGCGCGGAGAGUGAGAUAGAGAAAGAGAGAGAGGGGGAGAGAGAGCUGAUAUAACUAAAGAAAAGGGCAUCAUGCAGAACUCGGAGGGUGGGUCAGAGGCAGCGUCCACUGUAGCACUGAGGACGGCCACUUCAGCCCAGGCCCCCGUCGUCCAGCCGGUCCCUGCAUCUCAGCAGCAGCGAGUGUUAGUUCAGGCCACAGGCUCUUCCCAGAAGGGCGGACAGGUGCAGCAGCUGUCUAGAGUGCAACAGGUCCCUCAGCAGGUGCAGCAGAUACAGCAUAUAUACCCCUCCCAUGUGCAGUAUGUUGAAGGAGCUGAGGCUGUUUACCCCAAUGGCACCAUUCGCACUGCGUACUCCUACAACACCGAGGCUCAGUUGUACGGGCAGGGGAGUGGCAGCGCCUACUUUGACUCUCAUGCAGGAGGAACUCAGGUGACCACAGUGGUUUCCUCAGCUGGAGGAGUUCCCCCUCACGGCAUGGUGGGAAUCGCCAUGGACGUCGGUGGCAGCCAGAUCAUCUCCAGCGGCAGUGCCUACCUCAUCCACGGCGGCAUGGACGCCAACCGGCACCACAAUUCACACACCGCCCGCUCCUCCUCUGCAAUGCUUGAAAUGGCGAUUGAGAACCUGCAAAAGUCUGAAGGGAUUGCCUCUCACAAGAGCAGCCUGCUCAACAGCCAUCUUCAGUGGCUGCUGGAUAACUAUGAGACAGCCGAGGGUGUGAGCAUGGCCCGCUGUUCCCUUUAUAACCACUACCUGCGCCACUGCCAAGAGCAGAAGCUGGACCCAGUCAACGCCGCCUCCUUCGGCAAACUCAUCCGCUCAGUCUUUAUGGGGCUACGCACACGCCGUCUCGGCACCAGAGGGAACUCCAAGUACCACUACUACGGCAUCCGUUUGAAGCCCGACUCUCCUCUGAACCAGCUGCAGGAGGACACUCAGUACAUGGCCAUGAGACAGCAGCCUGUCCACCAGAAACAGAGGUUUAAACCCUUGCAUAAAGUGGAUGGGAUGGGUGACAGGCUGUCCAUUGGCUCCCAGCACUCCAGCAGCACCCCGGAGCAGAGCGUGGCAGCGCAGAGUCAGCACCACCAGCAGUACAUAGACGUGUCUCAUGCCCUGCCCCCGUUCCCCUCUCCUGACCUGGGCUCCUGCCCGCUGCCUGAGCGCAUCACCAUGAACGACGUGAAGAAGCUCCAGAGCAUUUACAGGGACCACUGUGAGGCCACUCUGGACGUGGUGAUGAAUCUGCAGUUCCACUUCAUAGAGAAGCUGUGGCAGACCUUCUGGUAUUCAACAGCGCCAUCUAGUGACGGCACCACCACCAUUCCCAACAGUGAUGAAGACAUAGAGGGGGUGAUCCCCAGGGAGAAGCUGAUUGCUCUGUGUAAGUUUGAGCCAGUAAAGCAGUGGAUGAGAAGCUGUGAUCACAUCCUGUACCAGGCUCUGGUGGAAAUCCUCAUCCCUGACGUGCUGCGGCCUGUUCCGAGCACUCUCACCCAAGCCAUUAGAAAUUUCGCCAAGAGUCUUGAAGGCUGGCUGACCUCCGCCAUGAGUAACUUUCCCCAGGAGAUCGUUCGCACCAAGGCUGCAGUUGUAAGUGCAUUCGCACAGACCUUGCGCAGGUACACCUCUCUGAACCACCUGGCGCAGGCGGCUCGAGCUGUGCUACAGAACACCUCUCAGAUCAACCAGAUGCUCAGUGACCUCAACCGUGUUGACUUCGCCAAUGUGCAGGAGCAGGCCUCGUGGGUGUGUCAGUGUGACGAGAGCGUGGUGCAGCGUCUGGAGCAGGACUUUAAAGUGACCCUGCAGCAGCAGAGCUCUCUGGAUCAGUGGGCUGCCUGGCUGGACAAUGUGGUGAGCCAAGUACUGAAGCCUCACGAGGGCAGCCCCAGCUUCCCCAGAGCGGCACGCCAGUUCCUCCUCAAGUGGUCCUUCUACAGCUCCAUGGUGAUCAGAGACCUGACACUGCGCAGCGCCGCCAGCUUCGGCUCCUUCCACCUGAUCCGGCUGCUGUACGACGAGUACAUGUUCUACCUGGUGGAGCACCGCGUCGCCCUCGCCACCGGGGAGACGCCCAUCGCCGUCAUGGGAGAGUUCAGUGACCUCAGCUCAAUGAUGCCUUCACUCAUGGAGAAAGAUCAGUCAUUCUCUGAUGAAAUGAGUGACCUGGGCAGCGACGGCGACGUGUCCCGGGUGACGUGUGAGCCGACUGCGGUGAAGAGCGAGAGAAUCGAAAUCAACCACUCGCUGCAGGAGAUCUGAGAUCAGUCCGGCGUCAACCGUCACAGCCCGACCGCACAGGGCCGACUGUGCCUGGGCAACUGUGCAUGUAUGAGUGUCUGUGUGUGUGUGUGUGUGUGUGUGUGUGUGUGUGUGUGUUUGCAGGUGUGUUUGUGGGUGUGUCAGUGGGUGGGCGGGAUUUAAUUGACCAUUCCCGGGGUCCACCGGCCUUUUGUUAGCGAGUUGUGUGUUUUAACACUUGAUUCUGAUGCUUACAGGAGCAGAUCUCCUUCAUCUAGAGAGCUGAUAGUUGUUAAUAUGAUAGUUGUUAAUAUGCUUGGGGAUUUGUUCAUGUUGUUUGUUUUUUUAUCGUUUUUUCCAAUUGGAUCUCUUUCCCUUUCCGUGCCUAUUUAAGCUCAGAUUGAGCCACCUCUGUAUGUACGAGAGAGAGAUAGUGUGUGUGUGUGUGUGUGUGUGUGUGUGUGUGUGUGUGUGUGUGUGUGUGUGUACAUAAACACUAUGUACAUAUGUACUGUGUGUGUAUGUGUGUGUGCACAAUGACUUAGCAUAACAUUAUGACCACCUGGUUUCUUGUUUCUACACUUAUUAUCCAUUUUUAAGCUCCACUUUUUGGUUCUUAUUAAUGAACCACCACAGAGCAGCUAUUAUUAUUAUUAUUAUUAUUAUUAUUCAUAUUUGGGUGUUGGAUCUUUGAUUGUCAGCACUGCAGUGUUAGUGUGUGUUGUGCUAUGUCCACGAGUAGAUCAGAUGCAGCAGUGCUGCUGGAGUUCUUAAACACUGUUUGUAUGUCUUGUGUUUUUCCUUUGUCCUCCCUGUCCCUGUUCCCACCUGUCUCGCUUGUUACCCCACCCCCUUGUUUCCUUCCCCAGAUGUUCUUUGCCUUCACUCUUUAUUACACUGAAAAAAUGAGUAAAAUUUACUUUUAAAAAAAGUUUCGCAACUUUCUGCAUUUGCUUUUUUUAAGUAAAUUUAAGUACCGUCAACUCAAGACUUAAAUGUUACACAGAGUAAAUAAGUGAACUGAACUCCAGUCAGUCCUUUCUUUUAGUAAUCUUUACAUAAUUUCUGCAAACAGAAUUACCUAAAUACAAUUACAAAUACAAAUACAAUAUUGCUCAAAUCAUUUAUGAUACAUAAUAUAUUAUUAUUUCUGAAAUGUAAUUAUUUUGAUUAAAACAUACAUUCUUUUUAGUAUACAUCCAUGUGUUGAGACAGUGAGACUUGAGGUCUGUUUACAAAAUAAAUCCUUGAGAUUAUGUAAAUAUUUGAAUGUGUGUUUUAACUAAACAUAUUUAAAUUUCAGUUAAAUUGUAUAAAUUAAGUAAUUGUAAUUAGGUAAUACUGUAUGCAGAAAUUAAGUAAAAGUUACUAAAAGAAAGGAUUGAUUCAGCAAAAAUAAAUUAAGUAUAGUUUAAUAAAAGAACUACUCUAUGUAACAUUUAAGUCUUGAAACUAAGUUGAGUUACUUAAAUUUAUCUGAAAUUAAAUUUACUUAAAAAAAAAAGAAAAUGCAGAAAGUUGCGAAACUUUUUUAAAGUAAAUUUUGCGCAUAAUUUUUUUUUUUUCAUUUUUAGCAGUUAAACCUUGUAGGUAAAUUAAAAUCAAAGAGAGAAGCUCUACAGCACUAAGGUGUUUAAAAACACCAGCAGCACUGCUGUUUCUGAUCUACUUGUACCAGCACACUAUCCAACACACACCAACACGUCAUACACCACCACCCAAAUAAUAAUAGCUGCUCUGUGGUGUUUUUUUUUUUCUCCUGUGGAGUCCUGAUCACUGAAGAACAGGGUGAAAGGAGGAUAAUAAUAAAGUAUACAGAGAGAAUCAGUAGUCUAUAUGAUCCCACUUUAUAAUAAGUGUCCCUAAGUACUAUGUAGUUGCAUGGUAACAAUCCAUGUAACUACUGAUGAAGUACACAUUGUUACAGAUUAACUACAGAGGUACAGGUUAUGUAAUUACACAUGUGUAUUAAGGUUAAUCCUGACUUGUGUAAGUACACUUGUGUACCAGGGUGAGUGUACUUACACAAGUGUAACAAUGUGUGUGUACUUACAUAUAUGUAAUAGUGUGUGUGAUAAGUUGAGUAUAAACUUAUCCAACAGCUAUUGUCUAGAAUGUAAUUAGGGCUGUGUAAGUACCUAUGUGUAAGUACACAUGUGUAAGUACACUCACCCUGGUACACAUGUGUACUUACACAAGUCAAUAUUAACCUUAAUACACAUGUGUAAUUACAUAACCUGUACCUCUGUAGUUGAUCUGUAACUACGUGUACUUAAUCAGUAGUUACACUGUAGUUACAUGGAUUGUUACAAUGUAACUACAUAGUACUUAGGGACACUUAUUAUAAAGUGGGAUAUGCGUGUAUAUAACUAUAUAAAAGUGUCCUGUAUCCUCAAUAGAGAUUAACAAAUGGAUAAUAAAGUGGAGGAACAAGGAAGUAGUCAUAAUGUUACACUUGCUCUGUGUUUGUAUGUGUGUUAAAAAAAAAAAAAAAAAAAACCUUUCUGUGCCAUAGUGUCCUUUCCAGUGCCUUAGAUAAGAGCAGAAAACACUCCAGCAGUCAGUCGCUGUUCCCGGGCCGUGCCUGUAAUCCGCAGUACGAAUGUAUUGUCUCAUGACCUCAGCUGUCUCCAGCACCUUCUGCGCCGAGGCCGUAGGGCUUAUUUUUCCUGUAGCUGUGGCUCCGUUCGCUCGCGUUCGAUGAUUUAAAGAAAAGAAAAAAAGAAAGAAAAAACAACGUAAUGCAACCCCACUAACCCAAAGCAGCCUUUCGUGCUUCAGCCCCACCAGCACUGCAAACCUCCUCUCGCCGCCGUGGCAAAGAGCAAAGACACGGAGGGCCGAUAUACUGAUAUAUAAGUCGCUGUUUCUUUCUAAGACAAAAAGCUAUGUAUAAAAUUAAAGAAAAUAUAAGAAAAAAAAAACGACCCCCUGGCCAUAUGAGAUGAGCUGUCGAUACCUCAACUGUUUCUAUGCUAAUUUUUGUGUGAGUGUGUGUGUGUUUCUGUAGUGUUUUUUAACUAUUAUUAUUUAAUUUUUUUAAAUUUGUGUGUAAGCAAACUGGUCAGACACGCCAUUAUAAAAUUAUACUCUCUUAAAUAGAAAAUUAAGAAAACAAGGGUCUACGAUUGAUUCUUUAAGCAAUGCCACAAAGUAAAAAAAAAAAAAAAAAAAAAAGCCUUUUUAAUUCUGUACAGUGCUCCCAACACUAGUAAGGAGAGAGUAGUAAGGGCAAGAGCAUGCCUCCUCCAAUACAUGAGAGGAUAGACACCGCCCCUUUUCCCAACUUCCACCAACUGCACUCAGAGGAAAGCCCUCUUUCACUCUCUUUCUCUCUGGCUCUGGCUGCUGAUGCCAUAGUCCCGGUAUUUCCCAAUUGCUGACUUUCUCUCUCUUUCUCUCUGGUUCUGGCUGCUGAUGCUAUAGUCCCAGUAUGACCCAGUAUGUCCCAAAUUGCCCUCUUUCAUUCUCUUGCCAUAGUCACAGUAUGUCUCAGUUACUCUCUUACACUCUCUUGCUCCGGCUGCUGAUGCCAUAGUCCCAGUAUGUCCCAAUUGCUCUCUUUCACUCUCUUGCCAUUGUUCCAGUAUGUCCCAAUUGCCCUUUUUCACUCUCUUAACGUAGUCCCAGUAUGUCCCAAUUGUUGUCUUUCAAUCUCUUUCUCUCUGGCUCUGGCUGCUGAUGCCAUAGUCCCAGUAUGUCCCAAUUGCUCUUUUUCAAUCUCUUUCUCUCUGCUGAUUCCAUAGUCCCAGUAUGUCCCAGUAUGUCUCAAUUGCUCUCUUUCACUCUCUUUCUCUCUGGCCUCAGCUGCUGAUGCCAUAGUCCCAGUAUGUCCCAAUUGCUCUUUUUCACUCUCUUGCCAUAGUCCCAGUAGGUCUCAAUUGCUCUUUUUCACUCUCUUUCUCCGGCUGCUGAUGCCAUAGUCCCAGUAUGUCCCAAUUGCCGUCUUUCACUCUCUUUCUCUCUGGCUCUAGCUGCUGAUGCCAUUGUCCCAGUAUGUCCCAAUUCCUCCUUUUUAGCCUUUUUUUCUCUGCCUCUGGCUGCUGAUGCUAUAGUCCCAGUAUGACCCAGGAUUCAAACCAGGAUUUAUGAAGUUCUGGCCAUAGUGUCAGCGUCUUAGUCUACUGAUCCACUCUGAGCUUCCGUAAAGAUUUACAGACUUGCUUGGGAGAAAAAUGGUAAAAUCUUUCUGGAAACCAAAAAAUUGGUGGUUCUUCCUUAAAAGUGGAAUUGCUUAAAGAAUCUUUUGUGUAGCACCUUAUAAUUUUUAUGUAUGAGUGUAGAGGAGAGGAGUGUACAGUCAAAGCUGAUGAAGUCAGUGUUCAACAGCCUCCGGCCGCCCCGCCCCCCAGGCCUCCUGUUUGUUCUCCGAUGUAAAUAAGCUUACCGAUGUUUAUGGUGACGGGUGGUAGAGAUAGAGAGAGUCCCUCACUCUAUAUAAAGGCCUGAACCGCCAGUUUAUCCAGUCUGGAGGAACGUAGACAGUGUAGAGAGCUUCUUCUCUUCUCAGAUAGUCAGAUUCACUCUUCAGUCCGGUUCUGCAUGUUAGUUGAGAGCUUCUAAAAGUUGUGAAUUUUAAAGGGCAGAGGGAGGGGGGUCUUUUUAAAUUUUUGCGGACCCUGACAGAAUGUCUGUAAAUGACCAUUUAACAUAACUGGAAGUGAGUUGGUUGGUUUGUUGGACGCAUGUUUUAAAAAUGUUGUUCAAACGUUGUUUUUAAUCGAAUGUAUUUACCAGAGUCAGACUUUUUUUUUUUUUUUUUUUUCACGAGUGUGGAGAUUCUCUUUUUUAAAAAAACUGUAAUAUUUUGAAGUAGAUCUUCCGUACUUUAGUAAAAACGGAUAUAACAGAUCUCAGUUUGUUCAGUUUAGAAGAAUUUUUACGUUUAUAGAGUUCAGACUUCAGGCUGUGUAACCAGAUUUAAGGCGUCGCCAAAUAGACACAGUUAGUUCCUGUUAGAGAAAAUAUAUGCACACGUUAUUUUUCUCGAUAUCGCCUCGACAUCUCUGAUACUGAAUCUGUGCAUUUUUCAACCCACCUGUGAAAUGUGUGGUUCCUAUUUAAAGUGCCCAACUUUUACUAUUACUGUUAUUAUUAUUAUAAUUAUUAUUUACAGUUGGAUCAAUAUUACUCGUUUUUAAUCCAACUUUUAAUCCAACAUUUGUCAUUAAUAAAAUUUGAAUAAAUAUAUAUUGGACGUUGAUAAGCUGAUGAUGAAGAGAUGAUUUAGAGCCCAGCCACGUUUUUCUUUCUUCUCCUUUCCCCAGUUUACAGAGACACAGAUAUGCAGUUCAGCUGAUAUAUAUGUUUUGUAGACAUUAUUAUUAUUAUUAUUAUUAUUAUUAUUAUUAUUAUUAAGGGAAGUGAUGUUUCUGUGCCCUCCCCUUUUAAAUCCCCUUUAAAUAUAUUUGUCGUUGGCUCUGAAGGUUUCUGAAGGCGUCCUGUUUCUCGUGCCUGUUCCAGUACUUCACCUUUAGUGUGCUUGGGGAAAUUGUAUUUACUUUGUGUAACUUGGUAGGUUUUUUUGUUUUUGUUUUUUUGUAAUGCUGUUUUAGAUCUUCUGAUUAUCUGAUUUAUCUGGUUUUGGAUUAUUUUUAUGGGAGUAGAUAAUAUUCUUCUCACAAACUAUAUUGAUACCCUAUUUUUGUGUUCGUUUUUCUGAAAAAAAAAAAAUAAUAAUAAAAACUGUUCUCGGCUGUUCUUCACCUGGGAGGCCGAGAACAGCCUAUAGUCUGUAACACAACUGCUUACUUCAACUGUAUUUUGUACUGGUAUAAAAAUGUGUAAUAAAUUGGUGUAAACCAC